AGCUGAUCGGGCCCAGGAAAACAAUAUUUACGUUUCGGAACGAGUUGUCACGAUUACGACGGCGGAUCAUUCCUGUGUUAAUAGUUGUCAAGUCACACUCCUCCCCUCGUACACGAUCGGUCGCGAAUGACAACCGACGCGAUUGACGGUUGAUCGUUACCGUACACGGACAAUUCUCGGUCGUUCGGCUGUUGUAUUUUAUUUUAGCCGACACAAUUGUUACCGUUUAAAGUGCGGUGUACCGUGUAGUUGUUAUUCGAUAUUAAAUUUUUCCAUUGAAACGGACGAAAUGAAUUUUCGUACGAAUCGUUUUUUUUUCUAUCUACCACGUAGCAGGUAAACUACGGUACAAACUUACAGAUUCGCGCCAAAAUUCUUCGUCAUUCGACUUAUUCGCCAUUUUCGGACGAACACGUAAAAUGUACGGAAGGCGAAGAGAGACGCGACUGAUUGACUGAUAAACUGUACAUUCACAGGCAUACUCGGCGGUCGGCCGUGAACGCCGCAACGUCUUGACCGACGAUAAAAAUUCAAACGUGUUUGAAUCUCGUCAGUCAUAAAAUUCGAUUGUCAGCCAUUAUCCGGCAUUUGUUUUCGUCCGUAAUGAAUUGCGAUUCGUACGGGACUCUUGGCAAACAAAUACAAAUCGAACGGACUUGUACCCGAUAACUCGAUUGCUCUACUCGUUAACGCGAAUGCGAAUAACGAGAACAAAUAAUGCACGGGCGGUCGGGUAGACUGGGCCCCGCCGGGAAAGGAAAAAAAAAACCUGCCCGCUCCACGGCGCAGAGCGCAUUUGCGACGGGAACGGCUCCGCCGGGACGUCGGCGACACCCCGCAUUCAGAAGCGACGCGGAAGAACGACCGCGGGCAUUUAACCGAACGGUUCUUUAAUUGCCGAUAGAAUGUCACAACAAUACUAAUAAUACUGUCUACGUUCGAAUGAUCGUUUAUGGCCCUGCAUACGUGCUUUUUGGCGGCGCGAGGAGUUCCCCCGAGAGGACGCGAUUACACGCCCGCCGUCUACUGUCGCGGCUUACCGGACAAUAUGCGAAAAUAACAACGCGGCAAUAAGUAAAACCGACUUAGUUUCGAUUUCACAGCAAAAGUGCCGGUUGCGAUUAUUCGCGGAGAACAAAUAAUUUCGGAGGGACCGGCGUAUGUAGGCGUUCCCGGAAUUACGGACUGUUAAAAAAAAUCGCGGUUAUUUAAAAAAAAAAAAAAAAUUUAUGGUUUCCGUACCGUUUGCAUUUCGAAUAACGCGAAAACCAUUUGGCAUUCCCCCGGAAACAUUGUUCCGUCAAUACGUUUCGUUAAAGGCGAUUCUGCUCCGCGAUCGAAAUCGCGCCGGUUCCACUCGUUCCGCGCGACCUGUCGUUAUUUUUGUCUGCGUAUUAUCCGGAAAUUGGACCGGGACAGCAGACCGCCCAGUAUUUUCUAUUAACUACCGCGGAAUGUUAAUUGUUAUUAACUGUUAUUAUUAUUAUUAUUUUUUUGUUCUUUUUUUGUAACGAUGGUUGUAUUACACCUACUCGCGCAAUAAUCAACGACCGGUUUUCGCGAGUACCCACCUGCCCACCCGUACGCGUGAAAACCGCGGGCGAAACGCUUUUAACGACGCGCGAUUAGUCUCGUUGGUGAUAAAUAAUAAUAAUAACGGAAUAUUACGCGUGAAAACGAAACGACUCCGUUUCGAAAACCGUACACGUUUCCCGCGACGGCUCCGAUUGGACCGGAUAGGGGAUCACGAGAGUUUUCGAGCGCGAAUCGGGUAAAAGCGAAAACGGAAAAAAAAAAACACACGAAAUUUUCGAUAUUGCCGUUCUCGCGCGCGUUACAAGCCCGGCCGCGUCACCGUGAACGUCGACUCGGUCAUUGUAACCCCGUUUUUGUAACACGCAUACGAAAUAUAACAACGGUCGGCGUACAGCGUACGCGGCGAAAAUCAUUUCGCAGGCAAAGUUCUCAUCGGUUCCGUUCCGGAGUACCGAGUUCGGGCGCGACGCGCGUGUUGUUUUUUCCUGUAACCAGACGGGCGAGUCGCGGUCGUUUAACGCGUUCGCUCGCCGGAAAAAACCCGAUGGCUCAUCGCUGUAAUACCGGUUCGGCCGUCAGUCGCGCGCUAUCGCCGAACCGAUCCGCGCGUGAACGGUGUUGUUUCGUCGGGAAGCGUUUUUUUUUUUUGUUUUUAAUCCAAAGUCUCUAAAUAGACAGGUACCGAUGGCGCCGCGCGUCCUUGGCCGCGCUCGCCGUACGUAAUGGUUUAUCGCCGGAGUUCGACGCGUCGUUCGUGCGUCCCGUGGUAGACCCGUCCGGUUAUCGUCAAGUCGUGCGCUCGAAAAUUCUGGUCGCGCUUGGACGUUCCGACGGUUUUUUUUUCGUUAGUUUUUCCACGUCAAAUGCACUGUUCACAGCGUAUAUUGGCGCCCGACAGUUGAUACAACGCACUCGCCCGCGGUCACUCCUGUCGCGCACAGGCCACCCCCGUAACCGCACGUUCCGGUCAUGAAACCGGCGCGCGACUGGUCCGCGUUUUUGUGUCUGGUCUUCGGUACGUAUAAUAAUGGCGAAUUAAUCGCCCGCCCCGGCGAGAAUAACGCGAAACGCCAUGAUUUGUUCGCCGUGAGUGUAUGUAAAAAACAAAUCAUAUUUUAAUACGGGAGUUUGGUUUGUUCACGUCUCUUUUCUCGUCGCCGUUAUUCCAGACUGUCGCGGUCGCCACCGUCAUUGCCGUUCCGUACGCAAAUUUACGCUGCAGGCGUCCGAACGACACCGUAAUUCUGCGACGAGUGUGUUCGGUUUUCGUCCGGGUCCGCGCCUGGAUCGCACGGUAUAGUGAAUACGAUAACAACCGACGGCGACGUUGCGAGGCGGGUACGCGGUUUUUUCGGAUAAGGGCGUUGCGGGGGUUUGAUGAAGCGUUUACGUAUUUUUAGCGUUCAUCGCGCGGUUGUUGUUUACCGCUUUGACGGGGCGCCGGAACGCCGGAGUUUACCGUCGCGUCGCGUAUGGGUUUCCGGUGGUUUUGUUCGUGAUCGAACGUAUUCGUCUGCUUUCGGGAGUGCGUGAACACUGUCGCGAGUAGUUCGAAAAUAACGCCAGGCGCACGCAGAAAUAAUUCACUUCGAUGUUCGGCAAAACCGCGCAGAACGACCGUGUGUGUAAACCGGAGCCGAUCGGAGAACGACGAUUAGGAGAUCAAGGGCGCCUUGAAUUAAUCUCUGUCGCGCUCUUGUUUUUCGUUUUUUCUUGUUCACACCCUAUUAUUUUUUACACUGUAAAACAUUAUCAUUUUUUAUAACAUCGUGAUCCCCCGCGUGUGAACGUUGAUGAUUGUAAUUUUCAGAAAAAAAAAAAUCAUCGCAAAUCCGAGAUUUCGUUAUUUGUCACAGCGGCGACAAAUAAUACGGGUGUUAUUAUUGAAACGAAUUCGCCUAAACGAGUCGAUAAUACGACGCAAUUAACUUUUUUUUUUUUUUUUUUUCUAUUAUUUCAGGAGCAGGCGUUUUGUUGUGUGACGGAAAACUGGGAAAACGACAAACUGCAUCGCAUUGCUCCGCGUUGGUAACUGUAUUAUUAUAUUUGAACAGCGCGAAUAGUUCUGUAAACCGAUAACAGCAGGAACAAUUUUCGGUUCGGCACGGGAUUCGUACCGGGAUAAUUAUGCUUAGGUUUAUGAUUAUAACGUUUCACGCAUUCGUGUCACCCGCGCGCCUCUCGGAAAUCGGUAAACCGCCCGAAACGCGCAAAAGUUUAUUGGUAACCGAAGAUGAUUCGUGACCACGGUCGAUCGUAAAUCGUUUUUGCAUUCAACACGUCCGCCGUUUUGCGCGACUGUCAUCACACUGUCCGAUAUCCCCGUAUACGUAAUUAUUGUUUUGUUUUUUUUUUUUUCCCCCGAUAUUACAGAGAUAGUUUCAACUGUUCGAUUGGGCCGUGCAUCGAUUAUUCGCUAGCAUGCGACGGCCACGCAGAUUGUUCAGACGGUUCAGACGAGACGCGACAUUUGUGUUCUGAACUAUUUAAAACGUACGGGACAAUACCUACUCCGAUGACUUUUGUGACGUUGUUUACGUUAGGCGAUUGAUUUUUGUUUCACAGAUGUCCCAGCUAUGCGUUUCGCUGUAACUAUGGCGCAUGCGUGGACAAGACUGCCAAAUGUAACGGUAAAAAGGACUGCGUCGACGGGUCCGAUGAAAGUUUGCCCGAGUGCAAAGCGAACGUCCAAAAUAAUCAAACCAAAUGCCGGUAAGUGAUUAAGUUUUUUUUUUUUUUUUAUACGAUCUUAUUAAUAUUAUGUAAGAAGAAAUGAUUCUUCUACGGGAACGAAACGACGCUACAACGAUUUGCCAAUUCCCACAUAGUUAAACAUUAAACACAAAAAAAAAAAAAAAAAUCAUUGUGCGCAUAGUUUUAUUCAGGCAAUUGAAUGAUAAAUGUAAAUAUUGGCGAUUUUAAAUUUUUGAUUGAAACGAGGAAGCUGUUUUUGAGUUAUAUUUUGCUUUUGCGAAGGCGAAUUAAAAGUAAAUUCCUAAUAGGUACUCGGUUGUAUUAGGUAUAUUUGUAUUCAUAUAAUUGCAGAGACAUGUUUGCCUGUUCGAAUGGGCAGUGUGUUGAAUCUUAUUUGGUAUGCGAUGGGCGUACAGAUUGUACAGAUGGUUCAGAUGAGACCCAAGAUUUGUGCAAUGGAUUUAUUACGUAAGUAAUGUUUAUGUGUUUAUUAUCCGGAAGAAAUUUGAAUUUUGUUUUUCUAUUUACCCAUAGGGUAGGUAGCUAGGGUAUUAAAGUUACUAUAAAUACUAUUAUUGAAUACUUGGUUUUUAAUAGGACCUACGCUUUAGCAAGUUAUAUUAGUUUAUUGCAAAACCUACCUAAACUUAAUAAGGUUUUUAUUUAUUGGUUUUACUAUGAUGUGUGUUUUUUUAAUUUUUUCUCUCUGUAUACAAAUUUUUAAAAAGGAAUCUUGCUCUGAUGUAUUAAGUGUAGCACCUUUUCUGAAACGAAAUUUUAUUUUGUUGAUGCAUCAGAGAACUUAUAUUUUGAUUUUCCAAGGGGAUUUCAAAAUAAUUGGGAAUAAUCGGAAACAAAAUUAUAGGUGAAACGGCAAAUAUUUAUUUUUAUUUAAUUUGUUCUCUGUGGAUGAAAUUGUUAGAUUAAACACUAUGAGCUGUUUUUUUUUUUUUUAUAAAAAGUAAAUGUGAUAUUGUGUACAAUUUAAUUAAAAGGACGAGAAAGAGGCAGUCACCUGUUAGUAGUACCCCUAAAAACCUUUAGGUUAAAAAUUAUUUUUGUUAUUAAAUAAAUUAGACUUUAAUUUUUUAAUAUUAUCUAUGUUUUAAAGGCAUUUUAAUAUUUAUUUAUACGACAUAUUAGAUGCCCAAGUUAUGCUUUUCGUUGUAAAUAUGGUGCAUGUGUUGAUGAAAGUGCAAAAUGCAAUGGUAUUAAAGACUGUGUUGAUGGCUCUGAUGAAAACUUACCGGAAUGUAAAACAAACACUCAAGUCAAUCAGACCAUUGGAACUAAAUGCCAGUAAGUUAUUGGCUUUAAAAUUUAAUCUUAUAAUUAAUUUGAAAUAUUAAUACAUACCUAUAUUAUCUAUGUUGGCAUUUUGCUUCUUAUUUAUUUAUUUAUUUAUUGUAAUUUAAACGGCCUAUUAUUAUUGAAUAUUUAUAUUAAUGUAACUAAUUUAAUAGUUAUUCUCACAAAAAUGAGUUUUUUUCAAUAUUUAGAGUUUUUAUGCUAUUUCAGAGUACACCAAGUACCUACCUAUUUAGAAAAUGUGUUUGGAAUAUGUUUGCAUAGUGUAUAGAUUAAUAAAGAAUGAUGUUCUUUAUAAUGAACCACCAAUUAUCUUGGAGGAUUUUAGUGAAUUUGUUUUGUGCUUUUUCUGAUCAUUAUGGAAUCUUUUAAGCUUUAUUUUAAAACCAUUUUUUAUUUUUUUCCCUACUCCUUAUACUUUAAAUAAGUACAAAAUUUUGAUUUUCAAAUAGGAACCCCACAUUUUGAACACAGAUUUGAAUGGAGAAUAUUUUUCCAUAAUAAUUGGAAAAAAACAGAAAUCAAAUUCACAUAAAAUACUCCGAGAUAAUUGCUGGUUCAUGAUAAAAAAAAUCACUUUGUAUAUUGUAUUUCUACAGCUUAAUUGAUAUUCUAUACCAAUAUUUUUUUUUUAUGUUACCUUCAAAUACUUCUUUAGACCAAUUUUAAAUUUUAUAUUUGAAUACCUUAUACAAAAAGAAUGGUUUGAAAACAAUUAUUCUAAAAUAUUAUUGAGCUUCUUAAAAAAAAAAAAAAAAAAAAAAAAAAACAUAAUUGUAUAUUUUCAAUCUUUGUUUCAUAAUUGUGUGUAGAGGCAGAAAUAAAUUUAAAUGUAAAUCUGGCAAAUGUAUUAAUAAGGCAUCUACAUGUGAUGGAAUUCGAGAUUGUCAAGACGGAUCUGACGAAACAUUGUUGUUAUGUAAAAAUGUUCAGUAAGCAAAUCCAGAUUAAAAUUUUAAAUAAUGACACAUUAAGAUUACUUUUAAUGUUUUAGAUGUUCAAAGUAUGCAUUUAAGUGUGACUACGGCGCUUGUGUAAAUAAAUCUAGUGAAUGUUUUGGUAAAGAACAGUGUUCUAAUGGUUCAGUUCAAGAACAUUGUAAACCAAUUACUCCAAUACCGGCAGUGGAAAACCAUAAAAAUAUUUCACAAUCUUCAAUUGAAUCAACAACACAGUCUAACAACAUGUUAGUAUUUUUUUAACUAUUCUAAAACUAAAAAUAAUGUUAUUGUUUGCACUGCAUGAAAAAAAAAAAUCAAUUAGAAGACCUGUUGUAAUAUAUUAACAAUAUUUUUAAUUAAAGGCAAAAAUGUAUGGUACCAAACACUGAGGGAACUAUAUAUUAUUAUAAUAAUAUAAAUCAAAAAAAUGUUUUACCAUACCAUACUCAAGUUGAUCAGAACACAUUAGUUUAUGAGGACUGUGAAGCAGAUUAUUAUAAAGUUGUUCCUACUAGAUUUAUGGUGUGUUUGGAAUCCGGGCAGUGGGAACCAUUGGUUCGCGAUCAAUUAUGUUUGAGUAAGUAUUACUUUGAGUUAGUAUUGUAACACUUUUUAUAACGUUUGAUUCAUUAUUUUUAUGUGCAUAAGUAGAUUAUUUUUAUAAUUUGAUUGUGUUUCUAGAAAAAUGUCCACCUAUGACGUCAGACAGUCUAGAUAUUCAAUGUUCUUAUAACGGAGAACCAGUUGAUUGUUCAAAGUCAUCAAUAAAUGGAACUAAACUAAGACCAUCUUGUAAAUCAACACAUAGUUUACCAAACGGACAAAUAGAGACUCCGGUUGAAUUAUAUUGUCAAUCUAAUGGAAAAUGGAGUGGUCAACUAUAUACCUGUGUACCACGUAAUAAUUUCUAAUCAAAAUAUUUAAAAGUUAUAUUCAAAAUUUAAAAAAUUUAAAAAUCUAUUAUUACCAAAUUAUUUUUUCUAUCAAAAUGUUUGUUUCAAUUAGGUAACUUAUAUCUUUUUUUUAUUUAUGUUUUAUAAAAAUAUCCUAGAAUGUGGUAAAAUAGUUCCUCCUAGCAAACCAUUAAUUUUUCAUGGGGUAACGGCAUACUAUGGAACUGCCCCUUGGAAUGUGGGAAUAUAUCGAAGAGAUAAAAAUAAUAAUUAUAAAAUGCACUGUGGAGGAUCAUUAAUUACUUCAAAUUUAAUUAUUUCGGGUAAGAAAAUUAUACAUUUUAUUCAUAAAAAUAUUGAGAAUUUUUUUUUUUAGCUGCUCAUUGUUUUUGGGAAUCUGACUCGACUAAUAAAAUCAUAAUGAAUAAUGGUAAAUACAAAAUUGCUGUUGGAAAAUAUGUGAGCAAUAUUUUAGAAAUGGAUAAUGAAUUUACUCAGAUUAUUGAAGUAAGUUGGUUAUCAGUUUAAAAAAUAGAAUCUCAAUUUUCCAAUUUUUAUUUUUAUUAUAGGUGGAGUUAAUUUAUAUAAACAAUAACUUUUUUGGACAUACUGGGUUUUAUGCUUACGAUAUAGCUGUAGUUGUGUUGCAAACUAAAGUCAAGAUUAGUUAUAUGGUUUCACCUGUUUGCAUGGAUUGGACAGACAAAUUUAGUAUUCCCAAUGAUGGUUCUCUGGGAAAAGUAACUUUUUAGUACUUACUGAUUAUUUAAUUAUUAUGUGUACAUUAUACAUAUUAUAUAAUAUAAUAUGUUAGUUCAUUUUCUUUUUCCUAAAUGUCUUUUCUUAUCAGAAUUAGCGAUGAGCACUUUUGAAUAGUUUAUAGUCUUUAUACAAUCGAUAGUAUUGAUGAACUGAAUAAUUCUACGAAUACUACCUGCAGUGUCCCAUGUCUCCACACAUAUUAUACAUAAUGAUACUUUUUGAAUAAAAACUAUACGAAUUACCAAUCGAGUAAAAAUUAUUUGAAUAUAUUAACUAUUUGAAACUAUUCAAAUAAAAGCCAUUCGUUAUAUAGAAACUAUAGAAUAGGUUAUUGUUUGAAUAGUUCAAUAGUGACUAUUAGAUAGUGCCCAUCACUAAUCAGAAUCAAUUAAUGUACUGAACAUAUCACUUUGUUUGAAUUAAUAUAGAAAAUUAUAAUCAUUAUUCUUUUAGCUAUUUAUAUUAUAUUAUUAUAAUUUAUAGAUUGUUGGUUGGGGAAAAACGGAACAUAUGGUUCAAAGUUCUACUUUGUUAGAAGCAUCUUUACCAUAUAUUAACCAUACCGCAUGUCGGAAUAUGUACAGAAAUGGAUUUGAAGUAUUUGUGACUAGUGAUAAAUUUUGUGCUGGUACCAAAUCCGGUAAUAAAAUUUAUCAAUUUCACUUUAAAUAGUUUAUGCCAAACAAUGUAUAUCUAUGACAUAUUUCUCUGAAUUUUUAUAAUUUAGAGAUUAUGUUUUUUGAUUUCAAUCUUAAUACUGGAGGUUUCAGAAUUACUGCUAUAAAUACAUCAAACUAUAAUUUAUACUGUAUUUAAAUUGUAUAAUCUUAUUUUUAUUUGUGAGUAUAACAGUGUAUCAAAAUUAAUUUUAGGACAAGGAGUUCUAGAAGGAGACAGUGGUGCAGGUUUAACAUUUGAGCACGAUUCUUUACAUUAUUUAACUGGAGUUACAAGUGAUAAGGAUCCAAACACAAAUGAUUCAAUUGCACUUUUUACAGACGUUAGUUAUCAUCUUCAAUGGAUUCGUACAAUUUAUACUAAUUAUAGUAAUUAAAAAUAAGCAAAUAAUAGGAUGAUAAUGACUUAAUUAUAAUAUAAUAUAUAUAAUAUAAUCAAUUUGUUAUUUGCACAAACUAUUUUAUUCUCAUUUCAAACUAGUUUACACUUUUAAUUUUCUGUUGUGGUUUUAAAAUAUUGAAAAAUAAUUUUUUUUUUUUAUGUAUAUACUUAAAGGAAAAUUCUGAAAAUGUAUGGUGAGAUCAACUAUGUUGUAUGGUUUAUAGUGUUAGGCGAUAGACAGAAUUCUUUGGUGAGUGAAGUGUUGAGAGAAAAUAUUAUAAGGAAUGAGUACAUACAAUGUAGUUUUGAUAGUAGAUAAAAUUAGAGAAAAUAGACUGAGAUGGUUUGUGCAUGUCAAAUGAAGAGAAGAAUCAGAAACAGUAAAAAUUGUAAUGAAAAUUAAUAUAGGAAAAAGGGAGUGAGGAAGACCGAAAAAGAAGUGGUUGGAUGUGAUUGAGAAUGAUAUAAAAAUAGCUAGUGUAUGUGAGGUGGGAGAUCGGGUCAUAAAGGAAUUUUAGGACAAGGGUAGCGGGCUCCAAAUAGUUGGGAUAAAGGAGAAGGAGAAGGAGAAGGAGAAGAAGAUUGUAAUUGUGUAUUUGACUUGAACUCAUUUUUUAGGAAAUUAAUUUUUAUCAUUUUGACAAGAAUUUAACUCCUUAUGAUCGAGUUUAAAAAAAAAAAUAUAUUGACCUAAGUUGUUCAAUAUAAUACAAAUAAUAUAAACUAUAAUAAUUGUAUAGUUUGUUUUUAAAUAGUAAUUUUAAUCAAGAUAAUAGCUAUGUGAAAGUAUUAUUUGUGACAUUAAUUGUCUUAAAAAAAUAAAAAUAAUAAUAAUAGUAAUAAUAAAUGUUACAAUCAAUUAAAAUAAAAAACACAAAUGUGUUUUAACAAUAUCAAAUAACAAAUUCAUUAUAAACUUUAUUAUACUAUAUUGUUUUAAUUUUAAUAGUGUUAUUACUUGAAUUUUAAUUUAUUCAGUGGUUGGUAUAAUAAUGAUUUGAAUGUCUUGGCUUAAAAUUAAUAUUAUCAUAGUUUAUUAAAUUUCCUAAUAUAUAUUUUAAGUGACUUAAGACAAAAUGAUUUUAAAAUAAACUAAAUAUUUUUAAAUUGAAACGAGUUAUGCUAAUUUAACCAGAUAAUAUUUUAAAAUUGUAUUUUAAUUUUAAAUCUAAAUAAUAUAAAUUGACGUAACUCUUCAAGAGUUUUAACUGUCAUAUUGACACAUGACAGCACAUUUUUGUUCAGCAGGGACAACUCUGUGUUGUUAUUUUUAAAUUUAGAGUGAAUUGACCUAUUAUCAAACUUAAAGAUAUGAACAUUAUCUGUGUGAUCUUAUCGGUUUUUUUUCCCGUUAUUCCAAUUUUUAAACGAGUUACAAACAUUUUUCAAUUAUUAUACUUCACACGUUCAUAUGUUAUUUAAAAAUUAAAAUAAUGGAAAAAAAAAAAACGACGACCUCAUAGAUAAUGUUCAUAUCUCUGAGUUUCAUAAUAGAGUUAUCUCUGCUGAACGAAAAUUUGCUGUCGGAAGGUUGUACGGUGUAUGACAUCAUAUUAACUUGUGUCAAGCUUUUUUUUUCCAAACCUAAAUGAGAUAAAUAUGAUUUUCGAAGAAAAAAAAACAUGACAACUCAUUUUACUGUGCAAUAAAGAUAUAUGUAUAUAUAAAAAUUCUAUAAGUAUCUUUUAUUAUUUUAGACAUACUUAAAACAAAUAUUUGUCCUAAUAAACAUUAUUCUUUAUUAUUCUUUUUAUGUACAUUAAUAUUUUUACAAUCUAUGCUCAAUUGCAUGUAACUUUUAUUAUUUUAAUUUGUAUAAUUUUACAUAUUUAUAAUUGAUUAUAAAUUAUCUAAUUUAUUGAUAAUGAUCAA
Cinara cedri is the source of this 11065-nucleotide messenger RNA. NCBI's taxonomy places the organism in Eukaryota, Metazoa, Arthropoda, Insecta, Hemiptera, Aphididae. The record is from the annotation of a GenBank genome assembly.